AUGAGCCCCGUGGCCCUGGUGCUGGUGGGCCUGAAGACCCUGGGCCUCCUGGCCCUCUCCUCCCUCCCCGGCGCCCUGGCCCUCAACAACAGCGGACGAUGGUGGGGAAUCAUCAAUGUGGCCUCUUCCACCAACCUGUUGACUGACUCCAAGAAUGUACAGCUGGUGCUAGACCCUUCCCUGCAGCUGCUGAGCCGUAAGCAGCGCAAGCUCAUCCGCCAGAACCCGGGCAUCCUCCACAGCAUCAGCAGUGGCCUGCAGAGUGCCAUCAAGGAAUGCAAGUGGCAGUUCCGUAACCGGCGCUGGAAUUGCCCCACCACUCCUGGGCCCAACAUUUUCGGCAAGAUUGUCAACAGAGGUUGUCGAGAAACUGCUUUCAUCUUUGCUAUCACUAGUGCUGGGGUUACACACUCGGUGGCCCGCUCCUGCUCUGAAGGCUCCAUUGAAUCAUGCACCUGUGACUACCGCCGGCGGGGCCCAGGUGGUCCGGACUGGCACUGGGGUGGCUGCAGUGACAACGUUGACUUUGGCAGGGUCUUUGGACGAGAGUUCAUUGACUCCAAUGAGAAAGGGCGGGAUCUGCGUUUCUUGAUGAAUUUGCACAACAAUGAGGCAGGACGUCUGACUGUCUUCACAGAGAUGCGCCAGGAGUGCAAGUGCCAUGGGAUGUCGGGCUCUUGCACAGUCAAGACCUGCUGGAUGCGGCUGCCUACCUUCAGGACAGUGGGAGACUUCCUCAAGGACCGCUUUGACGGUGCCUCGCGGGUCAUCUAUGGCAACAAAGGGAGCAACCGGGCCUCCCGAGUGGAGCUGCACCACCUAGAGCCAGAGAACCCGGCCCACAAACCUCCUUCACCAGUAGACUUGGUCUACUUUGAGAAAUCACCCAACUUCUGCACCUACAGUGGCAAGACGGGCACAGUGGGCACAGCUGGGCGCUCCUGCAACAGCUCAUCUCCGGCCCUGGACGGCUGUGAACUGCUGUGCUGCGGGAGGGGGUACCGAACCCGGAUGCAGCGGGUCACCGAGCGCUGCAACUGCACAUUUCACUGGUGCUGCCAUGUCAGCUGCUUGAACUGCACCAACAUGCAUGUCUUGCACGAGUGCUUGUGAGCAAGGGGAGGGAAAGUGAAGGACAUUCCCCUCCCUCAGGAAAAACAGAAGCACUCCUUAUUUGAUAGAAGGCU
Molecule: messenger RNA, 1187 nt
Organism: Sceloporus undulatus (fence lizard)
Lineage: Eukaryota; Metazoa; Chordata; Lepidosauria; Squamata; Phrynosomatidae
Gene: WNT1
Product: Wnt family member 1
Exons: 4
Coding region: 1-1113 (370 amino acids)
Biological process (GO): neuron differentiation; cell fate commitment; multicellular organism development
Cellular component (GO): extracellular region
Molecular function (GO): cytokine activity; frizzled binding
Source: RefSeq, a predicted model, not a curated record